CUCGAUCACAAAGAGAGAGUCUUUGAAGCAAGCGGAGCCGAACUUCUGCUCUCUUUACUUCUUCUCCUCCAAGGCAGAGAUGGCGGGGCCGUUGCUUCGCUCCCUCUGGUCUACCACCAAGAAAUCUCUCUCUACUUCUGCCUCUCGCUCAUGCUCUUUCAAUCAAUCUUUCUACGGAAACCCACUUGCCUAUUCGCGUGCUUUAUCCUCCGCCGCUGCUUCGGCUGCAGCUGGGACAGCUCCAAGCAGCUCUCUUGACCCGACCCGUCUUCGGAAUGUCGCUGUUAUUGCCCACGUCGAUCACGGUAAAACCACCCUCAUGGACCGUCUUCUUCGCCAGUGCGGUGCUGAUAUACCCCACGAGCGUGCCCUCGAUUCCAUCAACUUGGAGCGAGAACGAGGCAUCACCAUAGCUUCUAAGGUUACAGCUAUUUGUUGGAAGGAAAAUGAGCUAAACAUGGUUGAUACACCUGGACACGCCGACUUUGGUGGUGAAGUUGAGAGGGUUGUUGGCAUGGUGGAGGGAGCAAUUCUGGUUGUAGAUGCUGGUGAAGGUCCACUCGCACAGACAAAGUUUGUGCUCGCUAAAGCCUUAAGAUACGGGCUGCGUCCUCUUCUUCUUCUUAACAAAGUAGACCGACCUGCAGUUUCUGAGGAAAGGUGCGACGAAGUUGAGAGCCUUGUGUUUGAUCUUUUUGCAAAUCUUGGUGCCACAGAGGAGCAGCUAGAUUUUCCGGUCCUUUAUGCUUCUGCUAAAGAAGGAUGGGCUUCAUCUACCUACACCAAAAGUCCACCUGAUGGUGAAAAGAAUAUGGCACAGUUGCUUGAUGCAAUUGUAAAACAUGUGCCUUCACCAACAGCAAACUUAGAAGCCCCUUUCCAGAUGCUGGUUUCCAUGAUGGAAAAAGACUUCUAUCUUGGACGGAUUUUAACUGGACGUGUUACUUCUGGAGUCCUUUGUAUUGGGGACAGAGUGCAUGGGAUUAAGAAAACAGAUACUGGGAUUGAGAAAAUUGAAGAGGGGAAGGUUGUGAAAUUGAUGAAAAAGAAGGGUACACACAUGGUGCUGAUUGAUAGUGCUGGUGCUGGAGACAUAAUAUCAAUGGCCGGGUUGGGAAAACCAUCAAUAGGACAUACUGUGGCAAAUGUGGAGGUAACAACUGCACUUCCCACUGCAGAAUUGGAUCCCCCAACAAUUUCCAUGACUUUUGGUGUCAAUGACUCUCCUCUUGCUGGUCGGGAUGGCACUCAUUUGACCGGUGGGAAGAUUGGUGAUCGACUUAUGGCUGAAGCAGAAACGAAUCUUGCUAUAAACGUGCUUCCAGGUAUGGGAGAAUCAUAUGAAGUCCAGGGGAGAGGAGAGCUUCAACUAGGUAUCUUGAUUGAGAAUAUGAGACGCGAAGGAUUCGAGUUGUCGGUAUCACCACCCAGAGUCAUGUAUAAGAUGGAGGGUGGUGCCAAAUUGGAGCCAAUAGAAGAAGUGACCAUUGAGGUUAAUGAGGAGCAUGUGGGAUUGGUAAUGGAAGCACUGUCCCAUAGGAAAGGCGACGUAACGGACAUGGGUCCUGUCCCUGGACAUGCCGGUAGAGUUAAAAUGUUGUUGAGUUGUCCUUCAAGGGGAUUAGUUGGUUACCGGAGUGUGUUCAGCAGUGAUACCCGUGGCACUGGGUUUAUGCACCGCGCUUUCUCGGGAUAUGAAAAGUAUAGAGGUCCUCUUGGGCAUGUUAGGAAGGGAGUACUGGUGUCAAUGGGGCUUGGGACAACCACAGUUUAUUCGCUUAUGAGUUUAGAGCCCCGUGGAACUCUCUUUGUCACCGCUGGGAUGGAGGCAUAUGAUGGCAUGAUUAUUGGAGAACAUUCACGAGAUUCGGAUCUGGACGUGAACCCAGUGCGAGCCAAAGAACUUACCAACAUUCGGUCUGCUUGCAAGGAUGAGACUGUGAAACUGUCCCCACCUCGUCUUAUGACUCUUGAAGAAGCAAUAGGAUAUGUUGCCUCGGAUGAACUCAUUGAGGUUACUCCAAAAUCAAUUCGGUUAAGGAAGAGGUAUCUGGAUGUCAACAAGCGAAAAACAAUGAGCAAAAGGCCCAAAGAGUAAAGAGAAAUUCAUCACGCAAUUUUGUUGGUAAAAUCUUGGAGAUUGUUUUAUUUUGAGUUGUAUACUCUCAAUUUAAAUACCAGAUGAUCAAAGUGAAAUUACCUUUGUCAGUUUUCUUUAUUAUUUAUGCCAGGAAGGCCAAACAUUGUAACAUUUACAUUAGUAAUAGCAAUAGUUAAGAUAUGACAGAUCGAAAAAGCCGAAGAACAAAAAUGUAGAUGAAUAAGAUGCAGCUGCCCAUCCAGGUUUUAAACUGUGGUAUUUGAAUACGACAUGAUUGCUUCAUUUAUA
Molecule: messenger RNA, 2389 nt
Organism: Impatiens glandulifera
Lineage: Eukaryota; Viridiplantae; Streptophyta; Magnoliopsida; Ericales; Balsaminaceae
Product: 50S ribosomal subunit assembly factor BipA
Exons: 19
Coding region: 80-2098 (672 amino acids)
Cellular component (GO): ribonucleoprotein complex; cytosol
Molecular function (GO): GTPase activity; GTP binding
Source: RefSeq, a predicted model, not a curated record